Molecule: messenger RNA, 2730 nt
Organism: Annulohypoxylon maeteangense
Lineage: Eukaryota; Fungi; Ascomycota; Sordariomycetes; Xylariales; Hypoxylaceae
Product: OPT superfamily oligopeptide transporter
Exons: 5
Coding region: 216-2570 (784 amino acids)
Biological process (GO): transmembrane transport
Molecular function (GO): oligopeptide transmembrane transporter activity
Source: RefSeq, a predicted model, not a curated record
GCAGUUGGGGAAUACGUUCCUACCAUAAAUUGCGUCGCGUGACAAUCUCGGCGCAUUUAUAACUAACCGGCAGCCAACAUUGAAUCUCGAAAAUUAUAGAGUCAUUAGUGUUCCUAAAAUUUCCAAGAUUGCCAAGUACCGAUCAUACCUACCUAAUAGGUAAGUAGCUUAGCAUCAUUAGGUACAGUCAAUCGGGAGUUACAUUCUACGCCGAGAUGUCUUCUCUUGAUGGUUCGGCUGCUGCCGAGAGCGAAGCCAAGUUUACUAGCGCCCUGGCUACAGAAGAGCCUCCAAUCAAUCGACGACCAACCUCAACUCAAGAUGACGGAGGCCACCAUAAAGAUAAGCUUUCGAUUGAAGAAGCUAUCGAGGUCGACGUUGAUCUCGAGAAUGAGAAUGACCCCGAAAUUAGCCAAAUCCCUCCAGAAGUCAGACGAAUCGUCAGUCUUCAUGAUGACCCGACUCUACCUACUUUAACAUUUCGAUAUUUUCUUCUUUCCGUCAUCUUCGUUAUCCCAGGGGCCUUUUUAUCUGCUAUGAACAGCUUUCGAACAACAUAUGCCCCUUACUCAGUCUUCUUCGUCCAGAUCGCUGGCAAUUAUGUCGGUCUCUGGCUCGCUCGCGUUCUCCCUAAUCGCCAAAUUCGAAUCCCUUUCACCAAACAGUCAUUCAAUCUCAACCCUGGGCCUUGGUCAGUAAAGGAGCAUGUUUUAAUAACCGUAACAGCUGCAUCUGGCGCCACUGGUAACCUGGCCAUUACACCUAUCGCGCUUGGCGACCUUUACUUCAACACGCGUGUUCACCCUGCCGCAGCUAUCUUCUUCAUGUGGUCUAUUGAUGCUAUUGGCUAUGCGUUCGCCGCCAUCGCUCGUCAAGUCUUACUUUAUGAGCCAGCAUACCCUUGGUUUCAGGCCCUCUGUCAAACAGCUCUUUUCGAAACGCAGCACAAGCAAAACAAGAACCCGACUCCAACAGCGCGAAAGCAAAUGCGCGUCUUCUGGUGGGUACUUCUAGGGAUUACACUAUGGCAAUUCUUACCCGAAUACGUCUUCCCGAUGACGAGCUCUUUCGCUUUCCUGUGCUGGGUCGCUCCACACAAUCCCGUCGCCAACUUCAUCGGCUCUGGCUUAGGAGGAAUGGGCUUCCUUAAUCUAAGUUUCGAUUGGGCCAAUAUUUCUAACUAUCUUGCUGGAGUUCCGCUAUUUUUGAGUCCCUGGUGGUCGCAAGUCGUCCUCUUCGCUUCCUUCGUCAUGUCCUGUUGGGUUCUACUGCCUGCUGCGAAAUGGGGACAUCUAGGUGGUUAUUCUCACUGCUUGAUGACGAACCGAGCAUGUACCGCCAACGGAAGUAGAUAUCCUGUUACUGGUCUACUUACGCCUCAGAAUACCUUCAAUCAGACAGCCUAUGAAGAAAACGGUCCAAUAUAUCUCGGUGUCCAUUAUCUAUGGGCUAUUUUCUUUGACUAUGCUUCAUAUGUCUCCGCGUACUCUUGGAUUGCCUUCUUUGGGGCUAGUCAAAUCAGAGAUGGAUACAGGAAGUUUCGGGCGAGGCAACAAAAUGCUGGGCAAGGAAUCAAUCACCAAUAUACGGAUCGCCUAAAUGUGAUUAUGCGACAAUAUAAAGAAGUUCCUGUCUGGUGGUACAUUAUCCUGUUUCUAUGCGCGUUUGCAGCCAUUAUGACGAUGGCUGGGCUGGACAUAAUAUUCAUCCCUUGGUGGACUUUCUUGGUUGCUCUCGCUACAGGGGCUGCUAUAGUUGUGCCGCUUGGGUGGCUUUAUGCUAUAAGCAAUUACCAACUUCCUAUUGGAACAUUCAAUGAGCUGCUAUACGGUACAAUGGUUCAGAACCUGAAGACUAACCGCAAUCCCCUCGGAGCUAGUAUAUAUGGCUCAAUCGCCGGAGAUGCCUGGUACAGAGCGCAGUACAUGUUGCAAGACCAGAAAAUAGGACAUUACAUGCACGUUCCUCAACGUGCAAUUUUCUUCUCGCAGCUCUUUGGAAUCACUCUAGGUGUGCCAAUCAAUUACGCUGCAAUGCGCUGGAUUGUAGAUACCAAGCGCGAUUAUCUUACAGGGGCUACAGUGGACGCUGCCCAUAUCUGGACAGGCCAAUCGCUAACGAGUGCCCUCACUAUGGGCGUUCAAUACGUCCUACUCGGGCCAACACGACUCUUCCGACAAGAACAGUUCCGUCCGCUUCCAUACGCAUUUCUCGUUGGUGCAGGCGCCCCAGCUAUUAUUUACCUUCUUCACAGACUUUUCCCUCGAGCAAAAUUCCACCUCUUCAAUACCACGAUCUUCUUCAGCGGCGCCUCCAUCUUCUACGGCAACGUAUCCACAGGGUACUUCUCACGAUUCUUGGGAGGUUUCGUGGUUAUGUUCUGGGCGUAUCGGUACCGCUACCAAAUGUGGGCUAAAUAUAACUUCAUCCUCGCUGCCGCAUUCGAUGCCGGAUUCAAUCUGAAUAUGUUGUUAAUUUUCUUGAUAUUCGGAAGCGCAAAGGUCAUCGGGAUGCCAAAUUGGUGGGGUAAUGAUGCAGGCAAUGUUGAGAAAUGUUAUGCGCUUAAUUAGAGUGGGAGUCCCCUAUCAGGACGGCGUUCUAGGUCGGGUGGGCAGGUUGAUACCACUGUAAAACCCCCAUUUGAGCCCUAAUAAUCUACCAGUACAACCAGUACCAAGCUCAGCACGGUUCAAUGGUAUGAGUACACGAUUUCCAAUAUACCCUCGUUAG